GUAUUAAUUGACAAUAUAAUAUCUUAUUCUAUUAUGAAAAUAAGAAUUUCAUGUGCUUAUUAACACAAAAAUAUGUCAUUAAUUCAGUGAGGAACUGUCCGAUUUGAUUUCAAAACAAACAUGACUCACCUCAUUUUCGAACUGUCAGUGUGUCCGGUAAUCUUGCGCACUUGGUGUAAUGACCUCAUUUAGGCUACAUUGUAGACAUAUGGGGUGCGCUCGUAACUGUGUUCUGGAUGUGAUUCACAGCUGUUCCUUGUUACGAACGCUUAAGUACAAUGUUCCGGACAUGUAAAAUCUGUGCCCGCGAAAUAGGAGGAACAGUCGGAACAAAGAUGGCGUCACCAUGUGCUUCGAAGAUAUUAUACAAGUGCAAUUGCGGUGUUUUUUUUUACACAUUAGAGUCUGCCCGUGACCACCAGUGUCAGAAAGGGAAGUUUGUCCAAGAGAUUGAACAUACAAGCAGUUCAAAGACCAUGUUCCAAUGUGAAGACUGUGAAUGUUUCUUCACAGAUAUGGAUGUUUUCAAAACCCAUGCGUGUGUCACAAACCAGAAAAGUCCAGCACAAAGUGUGUUUUCUGAAGAAGGUAAUGACACUAACAAUAACCAGGUGUGGAACAAGGCCCAAACGCAACUACUGAUUAGGUCCUAUCAGUUGCUUGAGGCAAAAGUUUCACAGGGCAAACUUAGGAAAAAAAGUAUGUGGGAAAAGAUAUCGGAAGAAAUGAGAGAAAAGGGUUACAAUUUUUCAGCUGAACAAGUCAGUGGAAGGUGGAAGACCCUAAUAAGGGCCUACAAAAACAUUAAAGCACACAAUGCUAAAUCAGGUAGUAGUCUUAAGACCUACCAGUUUGAAAAUGAAUUGGACGAGAUAUUUGCAAAAGAUCCGGUCAUGACGCCUGUAAAAACAAUGUCAUUUGCCAGUCAAGUCGAAAAAAGUAGUGAAGAUGACCAGAUGGAACUUACAAAAAAAAGGUCAAGUAGUGAAAAAGACAGCGACAAAAAUAAACCUCCAGCGAAAAAGUCUAAGUCUAAAGUCUCAGGUAGUCAGCAAAUGGUGCAGAUGUUACAGAGCUUUACAGUCGACCAAGCUCAGAGAGAAAGAGAGGAGGCAGAGAGGACAGAGAGGAGGCAUGAAGAGCGGAUGCAGCUCAUGAGGGGUUUAGUAGAUGCGAUAAAGCAAUCAGCGCCCCAAGCUCCAACAAAGAACAGGAAUAAUUAA
Dreissena polymorpha is the source of this 1223-nucleotide messenger RNA. RefSeq lists its product as uncharacterized. The coding region runs from base 279 to 1223 and encodes 314 amino acids. Lineage: Eukaryota; Metazoa; Mollusca; Bivalvia; Myida; Dreissenidae. The transcript has 2 exons. The record is from RefSeq and is a predicted model, not a curated record.